CAAGAGUAACAAAAUGUGGCGGAAUGUUGUUCACAUAUGUCUGCUUUUCUGUCCGUUGCAAGCUUUGGAAUGGAUUGAUGAAUCAGGCAGCACAGGUAGAGAGGGUGAAGAUGAAGCCCAUUCAAUUGAGGGAAGAAAUCAUCCACAAAUUUGUCCCGAAGAAACUUACUUUGAUUCCGUUCAUAGAGUUUGCGCGGUUACGAAUGUAAUAACUUGUCAAAAAGAUGAUCUUAAAGCAGAUCCCGAAGAUUGUAAAGGCUAUUUUCAGUGCAUCAAAGGAGAUUAUGUUAAAUUGCAGUGUGCCAAUGGCAGCUACUUCAAUUCGACCAUCAAGACUUGUGUGGUUGAUGUUCAGGGCAAUUGUGAUGGCACUUGCACUGAAAGUUCAUUGACAGAGAAUCCCGAUGACUGUGCACAAUAUUACGAGUGCAUUGGGGGAAAGUUCGUUCAAAUUAAGUGCCCAAGUGGCAGUUACUUCAAUGCCAACUUGGACAGCUGUGUUAUCGAUGAGAAUGGCAUUUGUUCUACUUCGUCAUUGAAGAAAUUCAAGUAGAUGGAUUUAAGAAAUUUAAUUGAUUUUACAUUUCAAUUUCUCAAGUAUCUGCCUAUAUCGUUAAAUAAUAUAAAUCUAAUAUUAAAGUAAUUUCGUAUGAUGAAA
Messenger RNA from Drosophila willistoni, 658 nucleotides. RefSeq names its product chitin-binding domain protein cbd-1-like. Lineage: Eukaryota; Metazoa; Arthropoda; Insecta; Diptera; Drosophilidae. Gene Ontology annotation, cellular component: extracellular region. The transcript has 2 exons. The record is from RefSeq and is a predicted model, not a curated record. Gene Ontology annotation, molecular function: chitin binding. The coding region runs from base 14 to 553 and encodes 179 amino acids.